Stylonychia lemnae is the source of this 2556-nucleotide messenger RNA. NCBI's taxonomy places the organism in Eukaryota, Ciliophora, Spirotrichea, Sporadotrichida, Oxytrichidae. The record is from the annotation of a GenBank genome assembly.
AUGACUUCAUUGUCCUCUCAAAGCUAGGUAUAAUAUUCUCCUUACAUUUAAAAAGGCAGUGGAGCAUUUUCUGAGGUAUUCAGAGUAAAAAGGAAAUCAGAUGACUAAGAUUAUGCUCUCAAAAAGGUCAAGCUUUCAAAACUAAGCGAGAAGGAAAAGGAAAGUGCUCUGAACGAAGUCAGGAUUCUUGCCUCAAUAGAACAUGAGAAUAUUAUAGGUUAUAAAGAAGCAUUUUUCGAUGAGAAUUCAUCUACUUUAUGCAUAGUUAUGGAGUUCGCAGAUGGCGGUGAUUUAUAUUCAAAGAUUACCGAACUCAAAAGAAAUCAACAGCACAUGAAUGAAGAGAGUAUCUGGAGGAUAUUUUAUGAUAUGAUCAUUGGUUUGAAGACUCUGCACUCCAAUAAGAUUGUCCACAGAGAUAUUAAAUGUGCUAAUAUAUUCUUAACGAAAGAGGGAAGAGCCAAGUUAGGUGACUUAAAUGUCAGUAAAAUUGCUAAGCAAGAGUUUUUACAAACUCAGACUGGAACACCUUUCUAUGCAAGUCCCGAAGUUUGGCAGGAUAAACCUUAUGAUAAAAGAUCUGAUAUAUGGUCCUUAGGCUGUGUGAUGUAUGAAUUAGCUGCUCUUAAUCCACCAUUUAUUGCCAAGGACAUGCAAGGUCUAUAUCAGAGAGUUCUAAAAGGUGCCUAUCCGAGAGUACCUUCUCAUUUCUCUGUUGAUUUAGCAGCAGUUAUCAAAUUAAUGUUGCAAGUAGAUCCAUUAAACAGACCAACUUGCAAAUAAAUUAUCAGCAUUCCCGCGUUUAAAAACAAAUGUAGAAAAUUCUUUGAUAAGGAAGAUUCCAAUUUUAUACAGGAGGAUAACGAAGAUGAUAAUCAGGAUUCGCUUAACUAAAUGUUGGGAACUAUUAGAAUACCAAAAAACUUAAGACUCCUCUCUGAGAGAUUGCCUAAAAGCAAUUAUGGCAGGAAAAAAGACAACAACUAAUCUAUUUCUGAUAAAAAUAGUAGUACUAAGAGUCUAAGCAUGGAAAAUACUCAAGAAUAAACAUAGGUCAAAACUAUGGAAAGAGAAGAAAAGCUUCAUUCUAUUAUAGAGGAAGAACCUAUCCCAGAUUCAAAUAAAAAAGAAUAAGAAUAAACUUAAAAUGCUAAGCCUUAAGUGGUUGUUUUGCACCAAGAAGCAGCUAAGGUAAAGAUAAUAGAGAAUUCUUAGAUCUAGGUUAGUCUUAACAAAGUUAGAUCUGAAAGACUUAUUCAUAAAAGAUAAAAUAAACAAGGAAUUAUUAUGAAUUAACUUGCUGAAAAAAGCAAGGAAAUAGCAAUGAAAAAUAAAUCUAACUCUGUAGAAAAAAUCUAAGGAUAAAAUUCAUUCGAUUAAAGUGAUGAAGGAUCUAAGGGCAGAGAAAAUUAAGUUCAUAAGUAAAGAUUGGCUUACUCAGAGGUUUAGCAUAUUCCUAGAAAAUAAGAACCAAUUAAUGAUCAAUAAUCAGAGUAAUACAAGAGAAUUCAAGAAUACAGAAAGAAAAUUUAGCUUAAUCAAAUACCAAAGACUUCCCCUAGUUCAAGGAAUGGUAUUUAGGAAGUUUAUUAUGAAAUUGCUCACGGGAAAGCUCCACUUUAUAGUAGAAAGCAUAGAAUGUAGAAUAUAAAAUAGAUGAAUCAGAAUCAAUCAUAGCAAGUGAUUCCAACUUUAUCACAGCAAUCAAACAGAUAAAUUCCUUAUAAAAAACCUGAAAUAUCAACUUAAAUAGAAACACCCUAACUUCAUCAACAGCAAAAUAGCGUACAAAAUUAGAAUUCCACUCCUCUAAAAAUAGACGAGCUUUAAAGCAAUAGAAAAAGUAGUCCAAAGAAACAAAAUAUAUAAGGUAGGAGUAAAAUCUAUCAAAGACCUUCAAGAAUAUAUAGUUCAGGCAAGAAACAGCAAUAGCAAAGUAUUAUUAGUAGCAAUAAUACUAAUUAAGAAGACUCUAUCAGGAAUUCUCUUCCUCCUUCAUUACCGUAGUCAUAGAAAAAGCAAAGAGUUAAGCAGUCAUAGAAUUUACCAGAUAUUUAAACUGGAAGAAAUCAAAACUACCUUAUUACUCCAAAGUAAACAGAACUUGUGAGAAAAGAAAGACCAUCUCUAUAGCCAAUAAGUAGUAAUUAAAUAAUAACACCUAUUAACAAUCUGAGAGAUUCUGAAUCUAAUCAUUCGAAGCUUAAUAUCCCACCAUUGAUGCCCAGAACUAGGUCUAGAGAUGCAAUAUCAAUUAAUAAUAAUCUAUCAAAUUAUAAGUCAAUGAUUGGAGCAUAGAGAGUUGUAGAAGCAGGAAGGCUAGACUCAUAAAGACUUUUAAUGGAAAACUAUAGAAAAAUUGAAUAAAAGCCUUAAAGCUAAAUGUCUUAUAUACCUAUGAGUGCGAAAAGACCAUAGAUUAAUACUAAAAUCUUUAUUCCAAUGAGUUAGCAAGGAAAGAGAAAUUUAAAUCUUGACAUUGUGCCAGAGAUGCCUUCAACAAGAAAUCAGCAUCAACAUGCAUCAUAGCUUGCUCACUAGAGAUAUCCUUAUUGA